AUGACUGAGGUCGGGCACGCCGAUUUAUCGCGGCUGCUUCAAUCCAAGCGCAGUGAGUGCAAUGCAAUUGUGACCUCGCGCAAGAGGAAGCUUCGCGAACUCUUCGCCGUCGCGACACAGACCCAGCCGCUCCCCGACGCGCCCAUCGCCACCUCGGCUGAGUGGCAGUUCUUGCACAAAAAUGAUAUUCUGCACGAGAAAGUCUUCGAGGAAGCGAGCAUCCCACCACGACCUCAGCAAUCUGUCGAAGCCUUGAAACGAUCCAUCUCUGCUCUGCUCGCCGCCGGCAGCUCCCCGGUCAACUCUCCAGCGGCAACGACGCCGGCAACCUCCCGCUCGACACCCUCGGCGCGAUCAACACCGGGUGUGCAAAGCCCGGCCAACAGCCAAAAUAUACCAGCACCAUCCCAUGCGACACAGCCAUCUCCCAUAGCGCUCCCCGCGCGCUCGCAGCACCCGACGCAUCAUCCCAAUGAUGCUUCGAGACGGCCAGGCCAGGUUUCGUUCCCCCCAGGCACCAAAGGAUCGCCGUCUUCAACACCAAUACCCGUUCCGAAUGGCGUCACUGCGGUUACUCCGACGACUGAUGGUUCGUUGAGCAUCAAGCUGCCCCAUGAUGCGGCAAAGGUUGCUGAUGCCAUGUCCUCACCCGGAUCGACAGCAGCCAGCGCGACAACGACUGCGGCUCAUGACAUUUCCGCCAACACCAGCCCUGAUCACGAAGGUCCUCGGUCGCCCGAAGCCGUACAACAACCCGUGCAAGUCGCGCCCAAACUGGAGACGAAACCAAACGUCGCUGUUCAAAAACCGCAAACGUCCGACGAAGACCAGUUGCUACAAGAGUCUAUUCGAUCUGCUGCCGCCUCUGGCUCAGAAGAUGAAGCGCCCUCAGCAACCUCACCCGCCUCGAAGCCGCAGACUAGUACCUCCGAACCUCCUGCCACCGAGGUUCCUGACAGCCAAGAUGAAGCGGACAAGAUGGAUAUCGACGUCCCCGAGACGGCAAAGGAUUCAAUCAUCGUUAGGCCAGCGCCACCCCUGCUUACACCUCAGCCGACCAGCGAGAGUGUACCAGUCGAGCGCGCCGUCACGAGAGUGUCAUCGGGCGCUAUGAGACUCAAGUCUGUAAACGAAAUCGUCGGCGCUACCCCUCGUUCAGCCAUCGACCGCGGCACACCGAAAGACAUGGACGACCAGCUUACCCCAUCCGCUUCCGUUCCAGAGUCGCCAGCAGCAAAAUCAAAACCGCGCAAGGGCCACAAGGGACAAAUGUCUACCGUUUUAUUUGGCAAGCAGCCCAAGCGCGUCGAGGAAAAGGCUGUCGGCGCAGGUCAAAAGGAUCAGCUUCACCCCUUCGACGACUAUUAUACUCCGCUCUUCAUCCAAAACUUUACCGGCGCAACCAACUGGAUGCAACCCAUCGAAAAAAUCUUGUUCCACGCCAACAAGACGAUCGGUACUUCCGAUGCCAACAUCGCAAUCCUGGAUAAUCAGGCCUGCAAGGUGCUACGUAGGGUGUAUCAUCUGCAGCAGCAUGACAAGUGGUCUUUGCGACAGCCCAAGCGUUGCCCGGAGCCGACGCGACCUAGUUCGCAAUGGGAUGUGAUGCUUCAAGAGAUGAAAUGGAUGAGAACAGAUUUCAGAGAGGAGCGCAAGUGGAAGAUGACAGUCGCUCGCAAUCUAGCAUACGCCUGUCUCGAAUGGAUAGAAUCCAGUGCGGAAGAGCGACUUGCACUCCAGGUUGUCGCGCGCAUUCCUCCCAGGGUGGCUGAAGCCGCGCCACAAGAUACUCAGAGUGUCGGGGAAGGCAUGACCAGGGCAGAUAACCACCCUACGCCUGAUCUCGAGCCUUCGGGUGACGCCGACACACCUUUACACGAUGAUAUAUCAGAAGUUUUUGUGGAAACUGUUGCGCCGUCGGCCAUCUUUUCACUUCAGGAGGACGACGUCGUUUUUGGUCUUCGACGCACCCCAGCUGCCGACCUGCUGUUGGACGAACUGCCCAUGUAUGGCGCUCCUCUCAAGGUCCCACGUGCCGACACCGGAACCGCCGAAAUCGACCCUGAUGCACACUGGCGACGCCCUGCUCUGCCUUUAAGUAAGUACGUCGAAGGGGAGAUGCAGGUUACAAACCGAGGCCCACCACGCAAACGCAGCCGGUUCGACUACCACAAUGAAGACUCGGAUAACGAGGAUGACGCUGCCUUUGUUACCCAGCAAGCAGUCAACGUCGACAGAAAUCAGACCACGACGAGCGAUGUUGCCUUGUUUAACCCCGAAUCGAAGCCUAUUCGAGAUAGAUUGCACGCUGGCCACCAAUUCCGACCCCCCUCAGAGCAUCCCAUGCCCAUGCAGUCAUUUUACGAGUGCCGCAGUGCUUCUCAAUGGACACUUGCCGAGGACGAUGAGCUCAAGGGCCUCGUGCGCGAAUACUCUUACAACUGGUCAUUAAUAUCAAGCAUGCUUACUACCAGGUCCGCCUUUGUGUCGGGGCCAGAGCGACGCACUCCCUGGGAAUGUUUCGAGCGAUGGAUCAAUCUGGAGGGUCUGCCAUCUGAUAUGCAAAAGACACAGUACUUUAAGGCGUACAACUCGAGGAUCGAUGCCGCCCAACGAGUCAUUGCUCAGCAGAAUCAGAUUGCAGCACAGCAAGCUAGUGCCGCCGGUAAUAACGCUCCCCCUCUUCGCAGAAGACCGUCAGUCCCCGUCAGAGUCGAGCGACGACGGAACCAGAAGCAUCUCACCCUUAUCGACUGCAUGAGGAAACUCGCCAAGAAGAGAGAGACUGCGCAACAGAAGCAACAGCAAACGGCUUCGCAGAUUCCAGUCAAGAAGUCUAGCGACAUGCCUCCACAACGGCAAUUAAAAACACCGAGGGACUACAGUUUGUUGCGAUUUGAGCAUGACCAAGCUCUUGCAGACAAGAUGGCACAGUUCGCGGUUCGCCAAGAGGCCACUCGCAGGGCGCAGAUGGCGGCUCGGGCUCAAUCCCAAGUAGCCCAGCAAAUGGCCGGGGCCGCUCAAGGCACCCAGCCGAACCAAGGCGCCGCCCAGGCUGCGGCGGCGGCUGCAACUCAAGUUGGUGGGCAACGCGCGGAAGUUCCUCCCCACGUUGCGGCUGCGGCUGCUGCGGCUGCCGCAGGCCAACGUCCAAGAAUGCAGACGCAAGCUGGUGUCAACGGCGCGUCUCAAGUGACCCCUGGCAUGCCGUCGCCCGCGAUGGUGGCUGCGGCUGCUCAGCUGAAGGGUAUCACCGGCGCACAACUGCAGGCGGCUCUGCAAGCUCAGGCCCAGGCCCAGGCCCAGGCUCACAUUCAAGCCCAGGCUCAAGCCCAGCAACAGAGGAUGCCCAUGCCUAACCAGCAAGCGGAUGCGAAUCUCAUGUUGAGGGCGCAGCAAAUAUCCAAUCAGCAGCGGGCCGCCGUGCAAAUUCAACAACAGCAACAGGUUCAUCACCAGCAACCAAGGCCCAAUUCAGCGGUCCAGCAGAACGGACAGGCUUCUCCGCCAAUGACCAACGGUGCUAACGGCAUGCACAUGAAUGCUCAGGCUAUGAUGGCCGCCUAUAAUGCCAACAAUGCCAACAGAAACGGCGGUGGUACCGGUACCAUGCACAUGCCGAACGGCGUUGCCCACGCCAACACCAUGUCUCGGAUCCCAGCGCUGCCACCAAACAUUGCCCUACAGCUCAGUCAGCUGGAAGCCCAAUUUCGGGCAAAGAAUCCGAGCUUGACGCCUGAACAGUCGCGACAGCUUGCCACGGAACAUCUGACUAGGGCCAUGAUGGCGCAGCGGCAGUCAGCCCUGAACGCCGCUGCAGGCGUGUCGGUCCAGCCUGGCCUUGCCAAUAGCAUUGCCGCGACCACGAGCCCUCACCAGUACGCUGCCUUGCUUAGACAACAACAGCAGCAGCAAGCCGCAGCAGCGGCCGCGGCGGCACAAAGGCAGCAACAACAACAACCAAAUGGGCAACAGGGUCAGCAGGGUCAAGUGCAGCAGCAGCAGCAACAGCAGCAGCAGCAGCAGCAGCCGCCGCAUGCUCAGGGAGCACAGCUCUCUGGAAGCAACGCGGCCGGAAGCCCUAUCCCGCAGGCUGUUCACCAACGCCAGCCCAGUGGUAGUGCGACACCAUCUUCGACGGGCAACAACUGA
Messenger RNA from Cordyceps fumosorosea ARSEF 2679, 4152 nucleotides. Its product is annotated as large tegument protein. NCBI's taxonomy places the organism in Eukaryota, Fungi, Ascomycota, Sordariomycetes, Hypocreales, Cordycipitaceae. The coding region runs from base 1 to 4152 and encodes 1383 amino acids. The transcript is spliced from 3 exons. The record is from RefSeq and is a predicted model, not a curated record.